GCUCGGCGGAGAUAAAAGGACGUGACUCCAGCCCGUUGCGCGCGCAGACGUCACGUCAUCCCGACAGCAGACAGCGAGGACAGCAUCCCAUCAGACAACAUGGUGAAAAUUGGAAUCAAUGGAUUCGGGCGUAUCGGCCGCCUGGUGACCCGCGCUGCAGCCGCAGGUGGUAAAGUGGAGGUCGUGGCCAUCAACGACCCCUUCAUCGACCUGGACUACAUGGUCUACAUGUUUAAAUACGACUCCACUCAUGGAACCUGGAAACACGGAGAGGUGAAAGCUGACGGGGGCAAGCUGGUCAUCGGCAACAUGCACAUCACCGUCUUCCAUGAGAGGGAUCCCGCCAACAUCAAAUGGAGCGACGCUGGCGUGGACUACGUGGUGGAGUCGACUGGUGUGUUCACCACCAUUGAGAAGGCCUCUGCUCAUUUGACGGGCGGCGCUAAGAGGGUGGUGAUCUCGGCCCCCAGCGCCGACGCGCCCAUGUUCGUUAUGGGAGUCAACCACGACAAAUACGACAACUCCAUGAAGGUGGUCAGCAACGCGUCCUGCACAACCAACUGCUUGGCUCCUCUCGCCAAGGUCAUCAAUGACAACUUUGGCAUCAUUGAGGGUCUUAUGAGCACAGUCCACGCAGUCACCGCCACGCAGAAGACGGUGGACGGGCCGUCGGGGAAGCUGUGGAGAGACGGACGCGGUGCUUCCCAGAACGUCAUCCCCGCCUCCACCGGCGCCGCCAAGGCCGUCGGCAAGGUGAUCCCCGAGCUCAACGGAAAGCUGACCGGUAUGGCGUUCCGUGUCCCCACCCCCAACGUGUCCGUCGUUGACCUGACUGUCCGUUUAGAGAAGCCCGGGAACUAUGAGGACAUCAAGAAGGUUGUCAAGGCGGCUGCAGAAGGACCCCUGAAGGGCAUUCUGGGAUACACUGAAGAUCAGGUUGUGUCCUCAGACUUCAACGGUGACAGUCACUCCUCCAUCUUUGACGCUAGUGCUGGCAUCGCUCUCAACGACCACUUUGUCAAGUUGGUUUCAUGGUAUGAUAAUGAGUUUGGCUACAGCAACCGUGUGUGCGACCUGAUCCAGCAUAUGUUCACCAAAGAGUAAAGAUGUGACCCGGCUGCUUCUGCUUCCUCGUCUCCACCUGCAUCAUCCGCCCUGGAUCUGGGCCAAACUCACUUCUGGGCUCGUCAGCAUCCGUGGCCGUCCCGGUUUCCUCAUCACCGAACUGCAACUCACUGAAUGUUCCACUAAACCUGCAGUGUCUUCUUUGCACUUAAUAAAGAACCUCGUGUGACAGUG
Molecule: messenger RNA, 1299 nt
Organism: Cololabis saira (Pacific saury)
Lineage: Eukaryota; Metazoa; Chordata; Actinopteri; Beloniformes; Belonidae
Product: glyceraldehyde-3-phosphate dehydrogenase-like
Exons: 12
Coding region: 100-1104 (334 amino acids)
Biological process (GO): glucose metabolic process
Molecular function (GO): NADP binding; oxidoreductase activity, acting on the aldehyde or oxo group of donors, NAD or NADP as acceptor; NAD binding
Source: RefSeq, a predicted model, not a curated record